Messenger RNA from Eurytemora carolleeae, 381 nucleotides. RefSeq lists its product as uncharacterized. The record is from RefSeq and is a predicted model, not a curated record. The annotation marks the transcript as partial. The transcript has a single exon. Lineage: Eukaryota; Metazoa; Arthropoda; Copepoda; Calanoida; Temoridae.
AUGACUCUGAUUGACAAAAAGGAGCCAUCUCUAGAGGUGUCAAAGAAACGUCCGAUAACAGUAUCAAGUGUAAUGUUAAGUAUAAUAACUAAAAUCAUUCACAAACGCAUGAAUAAGAUAUGUGAACGAGAAGGCUUCUAUGGUUCGGUUCAAUAUGGAUUCAGGCAGAAACGUUCCACAACAGACUGCGUGUUAAUGAUUUUGGCUGCGCUAAGAGUGGCCAAGAGGAAGAAACAAUGUAUCUCUCUGGCUUUCUGCGAUAUUGCAAAAGCCUAUGACUCUGUGUGCAGGGAAUUGUUGUACACUAAACUACGCCACAUAGGGUUUGGUGGACGAGUGGUUUCUUUGAUCCGGUCCAUGUAUUAUAAUGAUUGUGUGAGG